UGGAUGUUUGGAAGGUUGGUCUGGUGAUAUUCAUUGUGAAAUCAAGGACCCUUCUACAACUGUUCAUAAAUGCAUGCCGGGAUGGAUAGGUGAUUGGUGUCAGGAUCAAUGUAUUAACGACUCAAUGUGCCGACCAACAGAAGUUUGUAAAAAGCGGGGACGAGGACUUCGCUGCAUAUGUGCUCCCGGAUGGCAUGACCGUAAUUGUACGACUGACAUAGACGAAUGUACGAGAAACCCGUGCCCAAAUAAGGCUACUUGUUUAAACACACCUGGCUCCUACGAAUGCCCGUGUUUGACUGGCUGGACGGGAGACAACUGUGACAAGGACAUUGAUGAGUGUUUGAUGAAUCCAUGUCAACACUCCUCAACAUGUGCAAACGAACAGGGAAGUUACAAAUGUAUGUGUUCGUUUGGCUGGAAGGGAAAUAACUGCACUGAUGACGUUGAUGAAUGUACUUUGAAGCCCUGCAAAAAUCAAGGGAAAUGUACAAAUAGUCCAGGUUCGUUUGAAUGUAAGUGUCUUUCAGGUUGGGAAGGAAGCGACUGCUCUUCCGACAUCGAUGAAUGCGGGGUAAACCCUUGUAAAAACUCUGGCUCUUGUACAAAUACUAACGGAUCAUAUAGAUGUGCGUGUGCUUCUGGUUGGGGAGGUGUCAACUGCACGGUAGAUACAGAUGAAUGCCAGCUGUCUCCAUGUUUAAACAAAGCAACGUGUAUUAAUACUAACGUUUCCUAUAAGUGCAUUUGUGAGCCUGGCUGGAAAGGUUUCAACUGUUCAGAUGACAAAGACGAAUGUAAAAGCUCGCCGUGUCUUAACUCGGGAACAUGCAGUGAUACUGCAGGUUCAUAUACAUGUGCAUGCGUAAUCGGAUGGCAAGGUGAAAACUGCGUGGAUGAUGUUGAUGAAUGUCUAAUGACACCAUGCUUGCAUGCGGGAACGUGCCAGAACACCGAUGGUUCCUUUAAAUGCACGUGCUCCAAAGGCUGGCAAGGCGAUAACUGUUCGGUUGAUAUUGACGAAUGUGUGAAGACACCAUGCUUACAUUCAGGAACAUGCAUAAACACCGACGGCUCAUACACCUGUACAUGUUCGCCUGGCUGGCAAGGCGAUAACUGUUCGGUUGAUAUUGACGAAUGUGUAAAGACACCAUGCUUACAUUCAGGAACAUGCAUAAACACCGACGGCUCAUACACCUGUACAUGUUCGCCUGGCUGGCAAGGCGAUAACUGUUCGGUUGAUAUUGACGAAUGUGUAAAGACACCAUGCUUACAUUCAGGAUCGUGCAUAAACACCGACGGCUCAUACACCUGUACAUGUUCGCCUGGCUGGCAAGGCGAUAACUGUUCGGUUGAUAUUGACGAAUGUGUAAAGACACCAUGCUUACAUUCAGGAACAUGCAUAAACACCGACGGCUCAUACACCUGUACAUGUUUACAAGGCUGGCAAGGCGAUAACUGUUCGGUUGAUAUUGACGAAUGUGUAAAGACACCAUGCUUACAUUCAGGAUCGUGCAUAAACACCGACGGCUCAUACACCUGUACAUGUUUACAAGGCUGGCAAGGCGGUAACUGUUCGGUUGAUAUUGACGAAUGUGUAAAGACACCAUGCUUACAUUCAGGAACAUGCAUAAACAUCGACGGCUCAUACACCUGUACAUGUUUACAAGGCUGGCAAGGCGAUAACUGUUCGGUUGAUAUUGACGAAUGUGUAAAGACACCAUGCUUACAUUCAGGAACAUGCAUAAACACCGACGGCUCAUACACCUGUACAUGUUUACAAGGCUGGCAAGACGGUAACUGUUCGGUUGAUAUUGACGAAUGUGUAAAGACACCAUGCUUACAUUCAGGAACAUGCAUAAACACCGACGGCUCAUACACCUGUACAUGUUUACAAGGCUGGCAUGGCGAUAACUGUUCGGUUGAUAUUGACGAAUGUGUAAAGACACCAUGCUCACAUUCAGGAACAUGCAUAAACACCGACGGCUCAUACACCUGUACAUGUUCGCCUGGCUGGCAAGGCGAUAACUGUUCGGUUGAUAUUGACGAAUGUGUAAACACACCAUGCUUACAUUCAGGAACAUGCAUAAACACCGACGGCUCAUACACCUGUACAUGUUUACAAGGCUGGCAAGGCUUUGAUUGUUCAGUCGAUAUUGACGAAUGUCUAUCGACUACAUGUUUUAAUUCGGGGACAUGCAUGAAUAGUGACGGAUCAUAUAAUUGCUCGUGCUCUCAAGGCUGGCAAGGCGUUAACUGUUCAAAUGAUAUAAAUGAAUGUCAGUUGAAUCCAUGCUUGCAUUCGGGAUCUUGUAUGAACAGCGCAGGUUCUUAUAACUGCUCGUGCUCUCAAGGCUGGGAGGGCGUUAACUGUACAGACGAUAUCGAUGAAUGUCAGUUGUAUCCAUGUAUGAAUUCGGGCACUUGUACAAACAGCGCAGGUUCCUAUAACUGCUCAUGCUUACCAGGCUGGGAGGGCGUCAACUGUACAAAUGAUAUAGAUGAAUGUCAGUUGAAACCAUGCCUGCAUUCGGGAUCUUGUAUAAACAGCGCAGGUUCCUAUAACUGCUCGUGCUUACCAGGCUGGGAGGGCGUCAACUGUACAAACGAUAUAGAUGAAUGUAAAUUGAAUCCAUGCUUAAAUUCAGGAUCUUGUAUAAACAGCGCCGGUUCCUAUAAUUGCUCGUGCUCGAAAGGCUGGGAAGGCGUUAACUGUACAGACGAUAUAGAUGAAUGUCAGUUGAACCCAUGCUUAAAUUCGGGAUCUUGUAUGAACAGCGCUGGUUCCUAUAAUUGCUCGUGCUCGAAAGGCUGGAAAGGUGUUAACUGUAUAGGCGAUAUAGAUGAGUGUCAAUUGAAUCCAUGCUUGAAUUCGGGAUCUUGUAUGAACACUGCUGGUUCCUUCAAAUGCUCGUGCCCGAAAGGCUGGGAAGGUGUUAACUGUGCAGACGAUAUCGAUGAAUGUAAGUUUAACCCAUGCUUGCAUUCGGGAUCUUGUAUAAACAGCGCUGGUUCCUAUAAUUGCACGUGCUCGAAAGGCUGGAAAGGUGUUAACUGUACAGACGAUAUUAAUGAAUGUCAGUUGAAUCCAUGCCUGCAUUCAGGAUCUUGUAUAAACAGUGCAGGUUCCUAUAAUUGCUCAUGUUCGAAAGGCUGGGAGGGCGUUAACUGUUCAAACGAUAUAGACGAAUGUCAGUUGACUCCAUGUAUGAAUUCGGGAACUUGUACAAACAGCGCAGGUUCUUAUAACUGCUCGUGCUCUAAAGGCUGGGAGGGCGUUAGCUGUACAGACGAUAUAGAUGAAUGUCAGUUGAAUCCAUGCCUGCAUUCGGGAUCUUGUAUGAACAGCGCAGGUUCCUAUACUUGUUCGUGCUCUAAAGGCUGGGAGGGCGUCAACUGUACAAAUGAUAUAGAUGAAUGUCUAUUGAAUCCAUGCUUGAAUUCGGUAUCUUGUAUAAACAGCGCUAGUUCCUAUAAUUGCUUGUGCUUACCAGGCUGGGCGGGCGUAAACUGUACAAAUGAUAUAGAUGAAUGUCAGCUGAAUCCAUGCCUGCAUUCGGGAACUUGUACAAACAGCGCUGGUUCCUAUAAUUGCUCGUGCUUGAAUGGCUGGAAAGGCGUUAACUGUACAGACGAUAUUGAUGAAUGUCAGUUGAAUCCAUGCCUGCAUUCAGGAUCUUGUAUAAACAGUGCUGGUUCCUAUAAUUGCUCGUGUUCGGAAGGUUGGGAAGGCGUUAACUGUGCAGACGAUAUCGAUGAAUGUCAGUUGAAUCCAUGCCUGCAUUCAGGAUCUUGUAUAAACAGUGCUGGUUCCUAUAAUUGCUCGUGUUCGAAAGGUUGGGAAGGCGUUAACUGUGCAGACGAUAUAGAUGAAUGUCAGUUGAAUCCAUGCCUGCAUUCAGGAUCUUGUAUAAACAGUGCUGGUUCCUAUAAUUGCUCGUGCUCGAAUGGCUGGGAUGGCGUUAACUGCACAGACGAUAUAGAUGAAUGUCAUUUGAAUCCAUGCUUGCAUUCGGGAUUUUGUAUAAACAGUGCAGGUUCUUAUAAUUGCUCGUGUUCGAACGGUUGGGAAGGCGUUAACUGUUCGAACGAUUUAGAUGAAUGUCAGUUGAAUCCAUGCUUGAAUUCGGGAACAUGUGUCAAUAGCGCAGGUUCUUAUAAUUGCUCGUGCUCGCCAGGCUGGGAAGGCAUUAACUGUACAAAUGAUAUCAACGAAUGUCUAAAGAAUCCAUGUUCUACCUCUGGAACUUGUAUAAACAGCAUUGGUUCUUAUAAUUGCCAGUGUUUGCAAGGUUGGAAAGGCAUUCACUGUACAAACGAUAUUGAUGAAUGUUUAGGGAAUCCAUGUCAGAAUUCGGGAACAUGUAUUAAUAAUAUAGGUUCGUACAUAUGCGUGUGUUCACCUGGCUGGGAAGGUUUGAACUGCACACAGGAUGUCAAUGAAUGUAUCUAUUUUCCAUGUUCUUCUUCAGGGUCAUGUAUAAAUAGUGACGGUUCCUACAAAUGUAAAUGUGAUGUUGGAUGGCAUGGUGUAAGUUGUAUGGACGACAUCGAUGAGUGCAAGAGUCAUCCGUGUUUGCAUUCGGGAUCUUGUGUAAAUAAUAUAGGGUCUUACGAAUGUAAAUGUAAGUCAGGUUGGACAGGUGUUAACUGUACGGAUGAUAUUGAUGAGUGUAAACCAAUGCUAGGAAUCGAUGGAAGUCUAUGCAGACAUUCUGGGACAUGUAUAAAUAUAUUAGGCUCCUUCAAGUGUCAUUGCACAUCAGGUUGGCAGGGAGAUAACUGCGAUGACGAUAUUGAUGAAUGCGACAAGAAACCUUGCAACGCCACAUCUAAAUGCGAAAAUAGCCCAGGAUCAUUUUCAUGUUCAGGAAAACAAAUGUUCUCCGAAGGUAAAUCGGAUUCGAGAAACUCGAAAAUCAUAUUCGGUGCUGUCCUCUGUUCAUUGUUGUUGUUAUGUAGCCUCGUUACUUGGUUUGGAAUUUUGAAGUACAAAUGGAAUCGAAAUCGCGAUUUUGAACUUGAUGACAAAAAAACACCACCACCACCAUAUCAACGGACACCCGUACAGGCGUUUGGUGAAAAAGCUAUUUAUCCUUGCAAAAAAGCCAAUUAUCCUGUUGCAAAUCCAUGGGUCAUGGAGAAUAUGAACUUCUGAUAUUAAAUAUACAUGGACCAGUGUAUUUUUCAUUUACAUUUAUGUUCUAAAAACAUUAUGUAGAAUAAACCUCAUGCUGGCAUUCACGUAGUAUUGGUAACAUUCGUGAUUGAGAAAUGUUUUAUAAAGUUUCAAUCAUGUUUAGAGGCGACAUAUUAGCAGUUUUACCUCAGUUCACUUCCAACAUUUUAAUUUGUGUAGUCCUGCUAAUUUUGGAAAGGAAAAUGGUACUUUAACGAAACAUGUUGCCUUUCUUCUAUCGGAAGGUUUAUGGGGCAGCAGCGAAUGGAAACUGCAGAUUUUCAACAAGCAGGGUUUGGUUAAAUGUACGAUACAACAUGCCUUUGGGGUUUAGCAGAUCACAAGACCACAAAAAGAAUGAGUUGUGUGUUGUAUCAAAAUUUAAAAGGAAAUAUUAUAUACCCUUCUCAAAUGCGCUUAUUUGAUUGGUCGGAAGGGGUGCACGCGCGGGUCCGCAAAAAGCGAUAUUGACCCGCAAAAGUGAUAUUGUCUCUUCUGAUAUCACUUUUUCUUAUAUGUAUGAAAUAUAGUCCAGUCAAAUGAGUGCAUUAUA
Messenger RNA from Mercenaria mercenaria, 5732 nucleotides. RefSeq names its product neurogenic locus notch homolog protein 1-like. Lineage: Eukaryota; Metazoa; Mollusca; Bivalvia; Venerida; Veneridae. The transcript is spliced from 4 exons. Gene Ontology annotation, molecular function: calcium ion binding. The coding region runs from base 74 to 5158 and encodes 1694 amino acids. The record is from RefSeq and is a predicted model, not a curated record.